AGGAAAGACGCGCGAGCCGCGGCUGCCCGGAACCGGCCUUGGAACUGUGGCGGAACCGAAGGCCGCUUGCCCUCCCGCCCCAUGGAGCGGCCCCCGGGGCUGCGGCCGGGCGCGGGCGGGCCCUGGGAGAUGCGGGAGCGGCUGGGCACUGGCGGCUUCGGGAAUGUCUGCCUGUAUCAACAUCGGGAACUUGAUCUCAAAAUAGCAAUUAAGUCCUGUCGCCUAGAGCUAAGUACCAAAAACAGAGAACGGUGGUGCCAUGAAAUCCAGAUCAUGAAGAAGUUGAACCACGACAAUGUCGUAAAGGCCUGUGAUGUUCCUGAGGAAUUGAAUUUUUUGAUUAAUGAUGUGCCUCUUCUAGCAAUGGAAUAUUGUUCUGGAGGAGAUCUGCGUAAGCUACUCAACAAACCAGAAAAUUGCUGUGGACUUAAAGAAAGCCAGAUACUUUCUUUACUGAGCGAUAUAGGAUCUGGGAUUCGAUAUUUGCAUGAAAAUAAAAUUAUACAUCGUGAUCUAAAACCUGAAAACAUAGUUCUUCAGGAUGUUGGUGGAAAGAUUUUGCAUAAAAUAAUUGAUUUGGGAUAUGCCAAAGAUGUUGAUCAAGGAAGUCUGUGCACGUCUUUUGUAGGAACAUUGCAAUAUCUGGCCCCUGAGCUCUUUGAGAAUAAGCCUUACACAGCCACUGUUGACUAUUGGAGCUUUGGGACUAUGGUGUUUGAAUGUAUUGCUGGGUAUAGGCCUUUUUUGCAUCAUCUGCAGCCAUUUACCUGGCAUGAGAAGAUUAAGAAGAAGGAUCCAAAGUGUAUAUUUGCAUGUGAAGAGAUGACGGGCGAAGUUCGAUUUAGUAGCCAUUUACCUCAACCAAAUAGCCUUUGUAGUUUAAUAGUAGAACCCAUGGAAAACUGGCUACAGUUGAUGCUGAACUGGGAUCCUCAGCAGAGAGGAGGACCUAUUGAUCUCACUUUGAAGCAGCCAAAAUGUUUUAUAUUAAUGGAUCACAUUCUGAAUUUGAAGAUAGUACACAUCCUAAAUAUGACUUCUGCAAAGAUAAUUUCUUUUCUGUUACCACCUGAUGAAAGUCUUCAUUCACUGCAGUCUCGUAUUGAGCGUGAAACUGGAAUAAAUACUGGUUCUCAAGAGCUUCUUUCAGAGAUGGGAAUUUCUCUUGAUCCUCGGAAACCAGCCUCUCAAUGUGUUUUGGAUGGAGUCAGGGGCUGUGAUAGCUAUAUGGUUUAUUUGUUUGAUAAGAGUAAGACUGUAUAUGAAGGACCAUUUGCUUCCAGAAGCUUAUCUGACUGCGUAAAUUAUAUUGUACAGGACAGCAAAAUACAGCUUCCAAUUAUACAACUGCGUAAAGUAUGGGCCGAAGCAGUACACUAUGUGUCUGGGCUAAAAGAAGACUAUAGCAGGCUCUUUCAGGGACAGAGAGCAGCAAUGUUAAGUCUUCUUAGAUAUAAUGCUAACUUGACAAAAAUGAAGAACACCUUGAUCUCAGCAUCUCAGCAAUUGAAAGCGAAAUUGGAGUUUUUUCACAAAAGCAUUCAACUUGACUUGGAAAGAUAUAGUGAGCAGAUGACUUAUGGGAUAUCCUCAGAAAAAAUGUUAAAAGCAUGGAAAGAAAUGGAAGAAAAGGCUAUCCACUAUGCUGAGGUGGGUGUCAUUGGAUAUCUGGAGGAUCAAAUCAUGUCCCUGCACACUGAAAUCAUGGAGCUACAGAAGAGCCCCUAUGGACGGCGUCAGGGAGACUUGAUGGAAUCUCUGGAACAGCGCGCCAUUGAUCUCUAUAAGCAGUUAAAGCACAGACCUGCAGAUCACUCUUACAGCGACAGCACGGAGAUGGUGAAAAUCAUUGUGCAUACUGUGCAGAGUCAGGACCGGGUUCUCAAGGAGCUGUUUGGUCAUUUGAGCAAGUUGUUGGGCUGUAAGCAGAAGAUUAUUGAUCUACUGCCCAAGGUGGAGAUGGCUCUCAGUAACAUCAAAGAAGCUGACAAUACUGUCAUGUUUAUGCAGGGAAAGAGGCAGAAAGAAAUAUGGCAUCUCCUUAAAAUUGCCUGUACACAGAGUUCUGCUCGGUCCCUUGUAGGAUCCAGUCUAGAAGGUGUAACCCCUCAGGCCUCAGCAUGGGUGCCCCCAACUUCAGCAGAACGUGAACGUCCUCUGUCAUGCGUGGUAACUCCUCAAGAUGGGGAGACUUUAGCACAAAUGAUAGAAGAAAAUUUGAACUGUCUUGGCCAUUUAAGCUCUAUUAUUCAUGAAGCAAAUGAGAAACAGGGCACUAAUAUGAUGAAUCUUGAUUGGAGUUGGUUAACAGAAUGACUUGCCCCCAAACUUAUGAAGUUGUUGCUGGAAAUUUUUUUUUCCUGUGAAACCAUUCUUCAGACACCUGUCAAUGGACGUUUGAACAGAGAAUUUUAUAAGUCAGUGGACUUGUUGAAAUAAGACAGCUACUUAGCAACACUGGAAUCCAUUUAUCUUCAAAUUUGGUAAAACAUUACUGAAGUAUCUUUUAACAUUUAACUUUUGGUCAUAAGGCCAGAAUAAUGUAUACAGAGAAGAAAAUCUCAGCUAACUUCUAAAUUGUUUGCCUGUGUUUCUAUGUGGAAGAGACUGCUCACAAGUAGAAGGGUAACAUCUUGAAGAAUAAACCCUACUUCCUUGUGUUGCACUCAAGAGUACUCUUCCUGGCAUCAUAGGAGUUAUUUUAAUCCAAUUUUCACUUGUACUGCACAUUUGACAAGAUUGUGCAUUUGUGCCUUUAAUAUCAUUGAUUCUUAUAAAUCUUAAGUGUGCUGUGUGUAUAUGUAUUUAAGAUGUACAUUUAAUAAUAUCAGAGAAGAUGCUUGUUAAUUUAUAAUGUAUUUGAAAACAUAUCUGUUUUUCAUUUGUAAAAAUGGAUCUUUUAAGAAUCUUUUAUGUCUUAUCAUACAAAUGCAUAAAGAUCUGCACUCCCUUAUCUGUAAUUCCAAAAUCCAAAAAGCUCUAAAAAUGUAUUUCAUAAGCUUGGUGACAAAAUUUGUUUGCACAUCUAACCUGAACUGACAUUAUGACUCUACUUAUAUCAUUUAGUGUGAACAUUCAUUUGUUUUGCUGCAGAAGUAUUAACAUGUUUGUUUAUCGGGAGGGUGCUGCCACAGACCCUGCCUGGGUAUAUGCAGUAUGGUAUGUGCACUAAAUUAUCUUUCUAAAAUCUGAAAAUUUCAUAAUUCUGGAACAUCUGGCCCAAAGGGUUUCAGAUAAAGGGUUGUGGAUCUAUCAUCUGUAAAAUAAUUUAGAAGGUUUUUGUUAAAAAAAAUGUGAAAUGUUUUGUA
Messenger RNA from Phacochoerus africanus (Common warthog), 3308 nucleotides. It is a transcript of the gene CHUK, whose product is annotated as component of inhibitor of nuclear factor kappa B kinase complex. The record is from RefSeq and is a predicted model, not a curated record. Gene Ontology annotation, biological process: peptidyl-serine phosphorylation; positive regulation of transcription by RNA polymerase II; tumor necrosis factor-mediated signaling pathway. Gene Ontology annotation, molecular function: IkappaB kinase activity; ATP binding. Gene Ontology annotation, cellular component: IkappaB kinase complex; cytoplasm. The transcript has 21 exons. Lineage: Eukaryota; Metazoa; Chordata; Mammalia; Artiodactyla; Suidae. Bases 82 to 2316 code for a protein of 744 amino acids.